Uloborus diversus is the source of this 561-nucleotide messenger RNA. RefSeq lists its product as uncharacterized. The transcript is spliced from 2 exons. Bases 1 to 561 code for a protein of 186 amino acids. The record is from RefSeq and is a predicted model, not a curated record. NCBI's taxonomy places the organism in Eukaryota, Metazoa, Arthropoda, Arachnida, Araneae, Uloboridae.
AUGUCAGAGAUGGAUCCAGUGUUCGGAAAGAGACUCUUGGAGAAUCCCGAAUACCUGGUCCACGGCGUACCCGAGGGCAUGGAUCUCGUGCUGAAGGGGGGAUACGCUUUCGUCUAUUUGAGAUUCGUGCUCAAGUGGUACGCUGCCGUCAUGGGCGUGGAGCGCUUUCGACAGUCAAAGAAUGUAUUCCUCACCGAAGCCAUUGGCAUCGCACUCCAGAAAUGCCAUCCUUGCAAGAUGAGUUUUGACCACAUUGUAAAUCGGCUGGAGGAAGCCGGGGUGUUUGGCAAGUGGUAUGACGAUGCCAUCAUCAAAGCAAGGAUCCGCGCUGCGCCAUCUCACUUGCUGAGAGUCAGACCGCUGUCCUUGAAUGACCUCCAAGGAGCAUUUUACUUUCUGGGCAUCUGCCUCAGCGCAGCGGCUGUCAUUUUAGGAGUGGAAAUAGUUUCCUAUGUUGUCUUUUGUUUUAGAAAGAAAUAUUCUAAGAAGAAGAAACACAGUGAUAAAACAUGGAAACAUCAUCCGAAAAAUAAGUUUUUUAGAACAACUGCCAUGCGUUAA